Arachis ipaensis is the source of this 1840-nucleotide messenger RNA. The record is from RefSeq and is a predicted model, not a curated record. Lineage: Eukaryota; Viridiplantae; Streptophyta; Magnoliopsida; Fabales; Fabaceae.
AUGUACUUGUGCUGCUGCGUCCCUGAACCCCUCCUCUGCCAAGUCAUCACCCUCUAUGGCCGCAACCGCCUCCCCUCCUCCGCCAUCCGCACCUUCCUCUCCCUCGGUUCGUUCCGCUGCACGCCAACUGUCAAGUCCUUCAACUCCCUCCUCAAUGCCCUCCUCGCCUCCCGCGAUUUCCAGAAUUUCUCAGAAUUCGCGUCACGAGUAAUGGAAUUCACGCAGCCAGAUACUUGCACGUUCAACAUUCUGAUCAAUGCAUGGUGCUUGAGAGGCAACAUUGAUUGUGCAUGGAAGGUGUUUGAUGAAAUGCGUGGCCGUGGUGUUCCGCCCAGCGAGGUUACUUUCAGGACUUUGAUUAAUGGUCUUUGCAAAAGCAUGCGGCUGCAAGAGGCGCUGAAGUUGAAGGAGGUUAUGAUAAAGGAUCAUAAGUUGAAGCCUAAUGUUAACGUGUACACCACACUGAUCAAAGGUGGUUGUGUGGUUGGGGAGAUGGAUAGAGCCUUUAGGAUCAAGGAUGAGAUGGUGAGAAACAAUGUGAAGUUGGAUGCUGCUGUUUAUAACACACUGAUGGACGCUCUUUUCAAGGCCGGGAGGAAGGAUGAGGGGUGGCAGAUUUUGGAUGAGAUGAACAAGAGUGGCUGCAAACCUGACUUGGUGACUUACAAUGUGAUGAUUGCAGAGUUUUGCAGGGAGAAGAAUUUCGAAGAAGUGUUUAGGAUUUUGGAUGGGAUGGAAGGUGGUGGUGUGAAGCCUGAUGUUGUGAUCUACAAUGUGAUUAUUGGUUGGCUGUGUAAGACAGGGAAAUGUAAUGAAGCGAAUGAUUUGUUUCAAGAUAUGCCAAGGCGAGGAUGCACUCCGGAUGUUGUGACUUAUCGCACCCUUUUUGAUGGUCUAUGUGGAUGGAUGCAUUUGAGUGAAGCUGCAUUGAUUUUGGACGAGAUGUUGUUCAAAGGCUAUGAUCCUCUUUCUAGGAGUUUGAACAGAUUUAUAGAUGGGAUGUGCAGCGAAGGGAAUUUUGAGUUGCUGUGGACAGUUUUGAGUAGUCUGAGUAGAAAGGAAGAUAUUUUGAAUGAGGACAUAUGGAAAGUUGUGGUCUCCAUGGUUUUCAAUCCAAAGGAGCUGCAAGAAAACUUUGACUUUGAGCUUUUGGAUACAUUGGUUGUGCAAUAUCAAACAUGAAUUUAUUUUACAAUUUGCACCCUCUGCAUGAAACAACAUGGAAUUGCCUUAUGCUACAAUUGGUGGUGUUAUAGCUUUGCCACUAAUCCUUUAAGGAAGAUCAUUGUCAAGGUUAUUUUGCACCCAAGUUAUCAGAACCUGGGAAACAAUAAUGCCUUUGGUUGAUUUGCCAUUGGUAUUGCUAGGAAAGCAAAUUUGGAGAAGUCAGACUUGGAACCAGCUUUGAAAGCUCUGAAGGAUAGGCUGAUGACCCAGAAUAUGGAUGAGGAAAUAGCUGAGAAACUAUGUGAAUCAGUAGCAGCAAGUCUUGAAGGCAAGAAGCUAGCUUCAUUAACAAGGAUAUCUUCAACAGGGCAUAUACGAUCCCAAUCGCUCCCUUAAUUCUGGCUUUUCCUUUAAAUUAUUAUAAGGCAUGUGCUGAUGCUGUGGUUCAAAAAUCAAUACGGGCAACAAUGGAAGAAGCCCUUGUGCGUAUUUUAACCCUUAGGUGCUCUAUUGACAUAUUGAGGGAUGUGCAUGCUGCCAAGGAGCAAAGGAAACUAUAUGUUGCUGAAUUUAUUGGAGUUAAUGGUGUUGGAGAAUCUACUAAUCUUGAUCAGGCGUUGUAAUUAUUCUAUAAUUAGUACAUAUUUGUUUAUAUUAAGACAGAUUUGAUGCA